Messenger RNA from Penicillium malachiteum, 1359 nucleotides. Its product is annotated as tRNA (guanine-N2-)-methyltransferase. NCBI's taxonomy places the organism in Eukaryota, Fungi, Ascomycota, Eurotiomycetes, Eurotiales, Aspergillaceae. Gene Ontology annotation, cellular component: cytoplasm. The transcript has 3 exons. Gene Ontology annotation, molecular function: nucleic acid binding. The record is from RefSeq and is a predicted model, not a curated record. The coding region runs from base 1 to 1359 and encodes 452 amino acids. Gene Ontology annotation, biological process: methylation.
AUGGAAUAUCUGGUCCGACUUGCCCAGUGGCACCAGAGUUUCCGUGUCCCGGAACUCCAGGCCGUGGCUACUUAUCUGGGAAUUGAUCUUGAGAUUAUUUUCUAUGAUGACUUUUCACCAUACUGCAUCGUCAAAUUGCCCGAUGAAGCUGCCGCACGCGCACUCAUCGCGCGAAGCAUUCUAGCCAAGGAUAUCUUUGAGCUAUGGGGCCAAGGAACAAACUACGAAGAGCUUCAUGCCGACGUCAAGAAGAGGACCCCUCACCUCUGGCCCAAAUAUCUUAAUGUCGCAUUCGGCUUUGACGUGGAUAGCUACUCAGGGAAACGCAGUCAAACCACUAAGAAAGAGAUCAUCCUUUCAUUCAGCUACCUAGGAUUUGAAGGUCCUAUCAGAUUGAAGAAUCCUGAUCAGUCAUGGUUGAUUAUGGAGAAAUACGUCUCCCAGUGGGAAGUACCUGUCAACGAACAAGAGAAGAAUCCCGAGCCACAGAAGAUCUACUUGGGUCGGUAUCUCGCAAAAAGUGAUCGCGGUUCGAUUAUCAAGUACGAUCUGAAGAAACGUAAAUACAUCAGCACAACCUCGAUGGACGCAGAGUUGAGUCUUGUGACGGCGAAUAUGGCACUCGCAGGACCUGGAAAGCUUUUCUACGAUCCCUUCGUUGGAACUGGAAGUUUCCUCGUUGCUGCUGCACAUUUCGGAGCAUUGACUUUGGGCUCGGAUAUUGAUCCUCGCAGUUUCCGUGGAAAGGAUGAAGAUCGCCAGCAUAAGCAUGACCUUGCAUUGAUGCGGAACUUCCAUCAAUACGGAAUAGUGAGCAAGUAUAUUGACACGUUUGGAUCUGAUCUCACCAAUACACCUUUGCGAAGAAAUCAUUUCCUUGACGGUAUUGUCUGUGAUCCGCCCUACGGUGUACGCGAGGGCCUUCGGGUGCUUGGAGCUAGGGACGGAAAGCAGAUUGAGCCUGUUGUUAUCGACGGAGUCCUUAACUACUACCGACCCGGAUAUAUUCCACCUAAGCGGCCUUACGGAUUUGAGGCUAUGCAGAAAGAUAUCCUCGACUUUGCAGCCCGCGCUCUUGUUAUCAAUGGGCGUCUUGUGAUGUGGAUGCCGACAGCUCUUGAAGAUGUUGAUUUGCCGCUGCCUAUGCACGAGAACUUGGAAGUUGUUAGUGUGUCAGUGCAAUCUUUUGGCAACUGGGCUCGUCAACUUAUUACUUACCGCCGUCUACCAGAGGGUGAGCUCUCUGAUAUCUCAAAGGGAAGAGCCGUUGAAGAUGAUCGUGGUGUUUCGGCCAGUGAGCUGAAUACAUUCCGACGAAAGGUACGUCAUCCAUAUGCACUGCGCACUAUCGCUGUCUAG